Molecule: messenger RNA, 1944 nt
Organism: Alternaria ventricosa
Lineage: Eukaryota; Fungi; Ascomycota; Dothideomycetes; Pleosporales; Pleosporaceae
Exons: 1
Coding region: 1-1944 (647 amino acids)
Biological process (GO): NADP+ biosynthetic process; NAD+ metabolic process
Molecular function (GO): NAD+ kinase activity
Source: RefSeq, a predicted model, not a curated record
AUGUUAUCGGCAACAUACCAGAAUGGGGAGCCGUUUAGUCCGGCCAAGGUUCAUCCGCUCCUGUCCCCACAGGCGCCCAACUCAAGUUUCUCCGACCUUAACCCCGUCGAUGCCGAUGCCUCAUUUAAUAAUCCCACCCGCCCAGAGUCUCCACAGCCUCCGCAGACCAGCGUCCACUGCCCCCAGGACGCGCCGUAUAAUGCAUCGGUAGUAACGCAAGAAAUUGGCGGUACGCCCGCUGCAACACAAGAUCCAGCCAGUCUGACAUCGGACGAAUCCUCCCGCAACGACGACCCCACCGUUAUCACCAAGUCCUCGUCCAUCGAGAACCUCUCCGUCCUCCCGCGCGUGCCCUCUUUUGGCGAGCAUCGCAUCCGGAAGCACCGCAAGAACGCCUGCUCCAUCGACUCUGCGAUCCCCCGCCAGACCAUUCUUAAGGCGUUGCAGUCUCGGCCACCACCAUCAUCGACGUCACAGUCCAUGGACACCGCUAUAAUGGAGAGCGCAGGGAAGAGUGCGCGCUCAAAGAGCAUCACGCACUCGCAACUCGCAAAGGCGCUCAACGAGCUGGAACUGCACUCGGCCGACCUUUCCGCCAGCAAGAUGGCUGCGCUCGCAUCACCAUGCUUCUUCCACAAGAAGUUUGACAAGGCCGUGAACCUUGGAAAGGUCAUGGAAGAGAUGAGCGAUGCCGAGGACGACACGAUAUCGCAUUCGAGGCUCAUGCAGACGGCGAACAGCGUCCGUGAGGUCUCGAAGCAGUUGCAGCGCCGACCCAUCAAGAUGACGGUGCGCAAUGUCAUGAUUGUCACCAAGGCGCGCGAUAACAACCUUGUAUACCUCACGCGCGAAUUGGCAGAAUGGCUCAUGACGACCUCCCGCUACGGCUCAGACGUGGGAGUGAAUGUCUACGUAGACCACAAGCUGCGCAAGUCGAAGCGCUUCGACGCAGCCUCAUUGUUGGCCAAGGACAAGCGCUACGAGAACAUGCUCCGCUGGUGGACACCAGAUCUAUGCUGGGAAACCCCUGAGAUCUUCGACCUUGUCCUCACUCUCGGUGGAGACGGCACCGUACUCUUCACCUCGUGGCUCUUCCAGCGUAUCGUGCCACCGAUUCUCUCCUUCUCGCUCGGCAGCCUCGGGUUCCUCACCAACUUUGAGUUCGCACAGUACAGGCCCGCGCUCGACAAGAUCAUGUGCGAAACGGGUAUGCGCGUAAACCUGCGCAUGCGCUUCACAUGCACGGUAUACCGGUACCAGAAGAACGCCGCGGCCCAAGGCUCACCAUCGCACAUUGAAGCCGAGCAAUUCGAGGUCCUCAACGAGCUCGUCAUCGACCGCGGCCCAUCGCCCUACGUCUCGAACCUCGAGCUCUACGGCGACAACAACCUGCUGACCGUAGUCCAAGCCGACGGCGUCAUCUUCUCCACGCCCACAGGCUCGACCGCCUACUCCCUCUCCGCAGGCGGCUCGCUCGUGCACCCAGACAUCCCCGCCAUCCUCCUCACCCCCAUCUGCCCGCACACCCUCUCCUUCCGCCCCAUGCUCCUCAACGACAGCAUGCUCCUCCGCAUCGCGGUCCCCCUCAAGUCGCGCGCAACCGCCUACUGCGCCUUCGACGGCAAGGGCCGCGUCGAGCUCCGCCAGGGCGACCACGUCACCAUUGCCGCUUCCCAAUACCCUUUCCCCACUGUCCUCUCCCAGCCCACAGAGUGGUUCGAUAGCAUCAGCCGCACGCUACGCUGGAACUCGCGCGGCGCGACACAGAAAGCGUGGGACGGUGACGAGGACGGCGAGGAAGCUGAGGAGGAGAAAGAACCGGAUUUCGACAUCGACUUUGACAAUGACGACGUUGAUCGCGAUUCUGGAUACAGUGCUGAGGGCAGCACGGUGGAUGGCAGGGGGAGUCCGAUGAGGAAGGGUGUUGUGCUGCCUUUCUUGUAG